AUGAAACAAAUCGCCGCAUCGCACAGCAUCACAUCUGUCGAUAAUCCAGUCCUCAUUACCAGUUCAUCUCGUGCUCUCAUUAAAGGAGUUAUCCCCAAGUAUUUUAGCUUUGUGUGGUCGUUGGCUCAGUUCCGAUUGGUUGAAGGCUCUCAGUAUAUUGUUGCAUUUGGUCAUCAAAAGAACACAGUGGUGAUUCUUGGCUUAGAUGGAAGUUUCUAUAGAUGCCAAUUUGACCCAAAAGCUGGAGGGGAGAUGACUCAACUGGAAUAUCACAACUUUGUGAAGCCUGAUGACUCUUUCUAA
Lactuca virosa is the source of this 303-nucleotide messenger RNA. NCBI's taxonomy places the organism in Eukaryota, Viridiplantae, Streptophyta, Magnoliopsida, Asterales, Asteraceae. The record is from the annotation of a GenBank genome assembly.